This is a messenger RNA of Corythoichthys intestinalis (scribbled pipefish), 2557 nucleotides long. RefSeq names its product WD repeat and FYVE domain containing 2 (gene wdfy2). The coding region runs from base 219 to 1421 and encodes 400 amino acids. Gene Ontology annotation, molecular function: protein binding; metal ion binding. Gene Ontology annotation, cellular component: early endosome. The transcript has 12 exons. Gene Ontology annotation, biological process: positive regulation of fat cell differentiation; positive regulation of protein phosphorylation. The record is from RefSeq and is a predicted model, not a curated record. Lineage: Eukaryota; Metazoa; Chordata; Actinopteri; Syngnathiformes; Syngnathidae.
CUGGUAUUGUCAGCUGACACUUGUCCACCACCUCCUCUCCUCCCGCCUCCACUGCAGAGUGCUUGACUGGCUGUCUGUCUGUCUGACCGAGUGAGUGCCACCUGCCCCCGCAAAACCAAUCCACCGCAGCCCGGGGCUCGCUCAAACCCCGGUUGAGGAUAUACGCGCUCCCGCGUGGGGGUUUCUCGCAUGACUGCAGCAGCAGCAGCAGCAGCAGCAUGGCGGCGGAAAUCGAACCGCGACCGCAGGUUCGGAAGCCAUGUUUGCUGAGCAAAAUCGACGGCUUUCAGGACGUGGUGAGCGCCGCGGUCAUCAUCCCCAAAGAGGAUGGGGUCAUCAGCUUGUCUGAGGACAGGACAAUUAGGGUGUGGAUGAAGCGCGACAGCGGCCAGUAUUGGCCGAGCAUCUACCACACUAUGCCAUCCUCGUGCUCCUGCAUGACCUUCAACCCAGAGACUAGGCGUCUGUUGGUGGGCAUGGACACCGGAAGUGUUUGCGAGUUCAUCUUGUCGGAGGAUUACAAUAAGAUUACUCCCGCGCGCACCUACCAGGCACACCAGGGAAAAGUGACGGUGGUGUUGUAUGUUCUGGAGAUGGAGUGGCUACUGAGCACGGGUCAGGACAAAACCUUCACCUGGCACUGCUCAGAAAGCGGACAGCAGCUGGGAAUGUACCACACAUCUGCAUGGGUGUCUGGACUGCAAUUUGACGUUGAGACUCGACACGCUUUUGUUGGCGACCAGUCAGGUCAAGUGACCAUUCUGAAGGUGGAGCAGGACAGCUGUAGCUUAGUGACCACAUUCAAGGGACACACUGGUAGCGUGACUGUGUUGUGCUGGGACCCGGUCCAGAGGGUUCUGUUCUCAGGCAGCUCGGAUCACUCUAUCAUCAUGUGGGACAUCGGCGGGCGCAAAGGCACUGCCAUCGAAUUGCAAGGACACAAUGACAAGGUGCAAGGCUUAUGUUACGCCUCGCACACGCGCCAGCUCAUCUCGUGUAGCUCCGAUGGCGGCAUCGUCAUCUGGAACAUGGACGUGACGCGACAAGAAACUCCUGAGUGGCUCGACAGCGAUUCGUGUCAAAAAUGUGAACAGCCUUUUUUCUGGAACUUCAAGCAAAUGUGGGACAGCAAGAAAAUUGGCUUACGACAGCAUCACUGCAGGAAGUGCGGCCAGGCUCUGUGCGGAAAGUGCUCGUCCAAGCGCUCCACCAUCCCGCUAAUGGGCUUUGAGUUCGAAGUGCGCGUAUGCGACGGCUGCCACGCUUCCAUUACGGACGAAGAUCGUGCCCCCACGGCUACCUUCCAUGACAGCAAGCACGCCAUUGUGUACUUGCAUUACGAGCCUACCACCGGGUGCCUGCUCACUUCUGGCACUGACAAAGUGGUCAAGCUUUGGGACAUGACGCCUGUGGUUUCAUGAUGACGCUGCAAAAGUUCUGCACACCAACUGCAGGAUUGCAUCCAUGAGCCUAAAGCAGGAUGAAAAGGGAAGCGGAGGCCAUUUUGGAUGGUGGCCGCUCACUUGUGCGAGUCUGUUAACUCUACACUAGAGGUCUGUACACUUUGUGAUUAUUUAUUAUUCAACUGUGUGUCAAUGUAUUAACAUAAAACACACACUUGAAUCAUCAUCAGCUGUGAUCUGAUGUCAAUGUUACUGUUUGAUUUGUAAAAACUGUAUGUUAAAGCAGGGGUUCCCAACCUAUUCCACUAAGGCACACUGUGGGUGCAGGAUUUCAUUCUUACCAAACAAGAUGACAACACUUUUUCCCCAAUCUGGUGUUUUACAAGUGCAAUCAGUUGAUUGCAGUCAGGUGUGGCUUGUUUUAGCAGAAGCCUCAUUGGUUCAACUGUCUCUGCUGGAUCGGCUGGAACAAAAACCAGGACCCACAGUGUGCCUUGAGGACUGGGUUGAAAACCCCUGUGUUAAAGCACUGGAAUACUAUCCAAAGAUGGGGAAAAUAUAAUAUGCAACAUUGUUCUUUGAUAUUUUUCAUUUGAUAGCUUUUCAACUCAAAAGUCUUAAUGAUAUGACACACCAGGAACAUUUAGUAUCCAUUACAAUAAGCACCCAAGUGCCAGCAAUUUUCAUUUUUUAUUGUUUUAAAGGUUUGAGUAGUUUCAACAACCCACCGUAAAGGUUCCUGGACCUCUCAAAACCUCUUACCAACCUGCCCUGCUGAUACUACUGAAAUAAAGAAGCCGUGUGAAAAAAGAAAACUGCUUACAAGCAAUGGAAAUAUAUUAAUAAAUAAAAUUAAAGUGAUCUCAAGAAAUUGAAACAGUAGGGCAUCAAAAAGAAGGGAAAUGAUGUGUUGAUUGGUUGAAAUAUGCUUCAAUCAUUAAUUAUAUCUACUCAGUCUUAAUAUGUGAAUGUAAUAUUUGAUUAACUUGCGUUAUGAUUUCAGAAGAGGUUGACUCAAAAUGUAUAAAAAUAUAACAUUUGUAUGUGAAGGUUAAUGAUUAUUUUGUGAACAUGUUGUGUUUAAUGAACUGUGAUGAUAUUGAACAAUAUGCAUUAAAGGAGCACAAAAAGGCCCUCCACCAGAACAAAAACCA